AUGGAGCAAGUCAAGCUUCUGAGGCGCCGCACGACGGACCUGCUCGCCCACGCCCAGCAAAACAUGGCCAGCACCCAGCAGAGCCUCCUCAGCCGCGCCCAGCAAAACAUCCCCGCGCUGUCGAUGCCGCAGUUUGAUCUGCGUCGUCUCAACCCCGCCGCCGCUGCCGCCGCCGACCCCGGACCCCACGGUACCUGGGAGCGCAUCGACGACGACGACGACAUCCCCGCGCUACGCCGCUCCGCCCACUCGCUCGACAUCGUCGCCGGCUGCGCCUACAUCUUUGGCGGCGAGCUCGCCGACGGGCUCGCCGACAAUGACAUGCACGUCGUGCGUCUUCCCGCGAGCGGCGCUAGCACCGACUACCUCCGCAUCAAGGCCGUCCCCGAGACGCCAGACGAGCCGGCCGCCGACGACGACCGCCAGACCGCAGCGUCGGUCGCCUCUUCCGACGCCGGCCACAGCAGCCCCCGCAGCAAGGGCAAGGGCAAGGAGCGCGCCAUGGAACUCGCCCGCCCGGUUCUGGCCGACGUCCCCGCCCCGCGCGCCGGCCACGCCACCGCCGUCAUUGGCACCCGCAUCUUUCUCUUUGGCGGACACAGCCACGCUUCUUCCUCCUCCCCCGACAACGACGACGACGACGAUCACACCCCGCCGCCGCCGCUCGACGAGGCCGGCCGCGUCUGGGUCUUUGACACGCGCACCCGCGCCUGGAGCCACCUCGACCCGGCGCCCGCCGUCACCGGCGGCGCCAUCACCAUCCACCCCGCGGCGCGCAGCUUCCACUGCGCCGCCGCCGCCGACAAGCCCCGCGACUUUGGCGUCCCGUCCACCACCACCACAACCGCUAUCCCGACCUCGCCUCCUCUCCUGCCUUCGCCCGCCAGCCCCACGACGCUCCGCGCCCGCGCGCAGAGCUGGCGCGACUGGGCCGUGGCCGGCCAGCCGCAGGAGCCCGCCGUCGGACACGUCGCCGAGACAGCAGACGACGAGGAGUCGCGGGGCUACGGCACGUUUUUCAUCCACGCCGGCCGCCUCGCGAGCAGCGGCAGCGGCAGCAGCGAUAUCUGGGCCUUUGACGUCCACUCGCGCAUGUGGUCCGAGCUGCCGGCCGCGCCGGGCCCCGCGCGCGACGGCGCCGCCAUCUGCAUCAGCAAGAGCCGGCUUUUCCGCUUCGGCGGAGCCUCGACCUCCUCAGGCAGCGGCGGCGGCGCGCCGCUCGGCGGGCAGCUCGACUACCUGCCGCUCGAGGUGGAGACCAUGGACGACCGGCGACGCGGCGGCAGCAGCAACAAGAUGGUCGAGGUCGCGGUGCGCGCGCGCGACGGGUGGCAGACGAUUGCGCAGCACGCGACCAGCAGCUACAGCAGCACCGUGACGCCCUUGACGCCGCUCUCCUCGCCGCGGCGCGCAGCAGCAGCAGCACCCAUCGUCGUCGACGCCGAGGAGCACGCGUGGCCGUGCCCGCGCGCCGGCGCCACCCUGUCCGCCCUGACCAUGGGCGGCGGCCGCGAAGCGCUGGUGCUGGCCUUUGGCGACGCUGGCACCGGCAGCAGUAGCCGCCGGCGGCCGCUGGAUGACGUGUGGCUGUUUUGGGCCCCGCCGCAGGGCAUGUCGGCCGCGAGCGUGACGGCGGCCGUCAUGCAGGCCGUCGGGCGCAAGACGGGCGAGGGUCGGUGGGCGCGCGUGGCGGCGCGGCCGUACGACGAGGAUGAGCAUGCUGGCAAGGGGUUGCCGCCGGCGCGUGCCAGGCUGGCCGGCGCGCCGAUGAACAACCUCGAGGACAGCGGGCUUCUGGUCUGGGGCGGCGUGGGUGAGGACGGCGCCAGGCUCGGUGACGGCUGGGUCCUGCGGCUGUGA
Messenger RNA from Cordyceps militaris CM01, 1860 nucleotides. Its product is annotated as Kelch repeat type 1. The record is from RefSeq and is a predicted model, not a curated record. Gene Ontology annotation, molecular function: protein binding. The transcript has a single exon. Lineage: Eukaryota; Fungi; Ascomycota; Sordariomycetes; Hypocreales; Cordycipitaceae. The coding region runs from base 1 to 1860 and encodes 619 amino acids.